This is a messenger RNA of Gryllus bimaculatus (two-spotted cricket), 780 nucleotides long. NCBI's taxonomy places the organism in Eukaryota, Metazoa, Arthropoda, Insecta, Orthoptera, Gryllidae. The record is from the annotation of a GenBank genome assembly.
AUGAAGGCAUCAGUGAAACUUCCAGUUUUCGUCCUCGCCUGCUUUUUCAGUCUGGCUCUCUGUACUCCGACGUGCAAAGCCAAGCCUAACCCGGAAGUAGCGGCUCGUGAACAAUGGAGAGAGCGAUGGACAAGCAAAUCGACGGAGGCAGCGGCAUCUUCAGGUACAACGUCUGACGGAGAUGAUCCAGUCUCACCUAUGGUAGGUCCAGUUCCUGACGAAACAGUCGCAACUCCAACUUCAGUGGUAGAUGAGGCAAAACCAGAACCAGAAGAUGCAGGAAAGGCGAAAUCAGCUGCGGAAGAGUCAUCAGGCGCAAAUGAAACAACAGCUGUUGAUGAGGCAGUGGUCACCGAAGAAGUUCCCGCAAAGGAAGAAGGACCCACAACAGAGAAGAGCAAAUCGUCGGAAUCAUCUGUAGAUAAAACCAAUACCUCAUCUGAUGCUAGUUCUAAGGGCGAGUCGUCAGAGGCGUCUGUUGUCUUGCCUGGCGACGUGACGUCAACGGCAUUCUCCUCGGCGUUCUCUGCCUACUCCUCGGCGCAGUCGGAGAGCUCCGAAAGCGACGGACUGUACGUGAGCUGCGAAGCAGCUGGAGGUACCCCCUCCAACAUCAAGACUCUCAGGUUCUGUUAUUUCGAAAACGACACCGUGGAAAUUUGCGCGUGCCCUCUAAGGAUUUUCAACGAUUUCGAGUUAGAGCUGGAUGACAUUUAUAAGCCAAAAUACACGCAUUACUUUGAAGACAACGCGUGCUACUUUAAAAAGCAAUCUCACUAA